AUGACUACACCCACAAGUUGGCUUAUCAGCGGUCUGCUGUUGUGCCUGGCUCUGUCACAGCGUCCGGUCGCAGCUAAGAGUCGUUACAAUAUCAGCUUUGCCCAGUUGGAUACUUGCGAUAGCAUCAACAUUGACACAUCAAGUGGUUAUGCGUAUAAGGAUUUCUUUAUGGUGCACACCUUGGAUAACAAUAAUAUAAAAUCCAAUGAACGUCUUCAUUUGAAAUUCUAUGUGCUGACCAGCAUGGAUGCCCAUAUUUUGCUAUCAGUCACAAGUCAUCCGCGAAACUCGGAUCGCGUAUAUGAAAUUGUGAUUGGAGCCGGCGGAAACACAUUUUCCGCCAUCCGUACAAGCAUGGGAUUGCGACGGGUCUCCACAAAUCAAGAUUCAAACUUGCUAUCAAUUUACGAGCCAACGCCAAUUGAAAUUGUUCAAACAAAGGAUGGUGAUCUGUCGGUUUAUAUACCCGGCUUCAAAACGGAGCCACUGCUCCAUUUUUUAGAUGCCUCGGCGCUGAACAUCAACUACAUAAGUUUCAGUACGUUUGGAUCGAAUAGUGCACGUUGGUUUUACGACUGCGCCUUUGACGGAUACACCAAUGAGAUGGAGCAGGAACAGCGUAAGCAAUCCUUUUCGGAACAGCUGCUGGGCAAUCUUAUUUUCCAGGCACAGAACAGCUCUCUGCCCACCAAUCUGACCGAGAUUAAAUUCAAUUUUCAAAUGCGUUCCCUGGCCUACGAUCAAUCCAGCGCAUUGUUGCACACGCGGAUGCAGCUCGUCUUGCACUGGUAUGAUCCUAGAUUGCACUGGGAGCCGGAAAGCUAUGGUCAAAUAAAGUCAUUUGUGCAUCCACAACUCCAAAUAUGGUUACCACAGAUUAUAGCACUCAAUGCCGCGUUGGAUGGAUUCGGAGAUGUGCUCCGAAACUUCGAGGUGCGAGUUUAUAGCAAUGGCAAUAUCACGGUUAUGGCCAGCAAUUUGGAGUUGAGUACCUGGUGUGUGGAUACGGCUAAAAAUUGGCCCAACGAGCUCAUCAAUUGCAACAUCGAGCUGGGAAUUGAGGAGAAUGGCGGACGCAUUGCUUUAACCUACGAUCAUGAGCAACGCCCUCUGGCGCCCAAUGAGCAUGUAAACACCCCCUCUGGCUGGACAUUCGUAGAAAUCGAGGUCUCGCAUGUGGAUAAUACUACGGCCAUGCGCUAUACGUCCGAGGGUUCGAUUCAGACAAUUUCCGGUGAUGUGUCUAUUGGAUUCACGAUACAAAGAAACAGCAAUUUCUACAGACAUGUCUUCGUCAUGCCCAUAGUUGCCUGUCAGAUCUUUAUAGUUCUAUCGUUUCUGUUACGGGGCUAUCGACGUGGCGCCCUCAUACUCAUUGUUCUAUUGCUGACAGCCUGGGGUCUGAUGUACCUCACCCGGCAUGCAUCGCCGAGCUAUGUGCCACCCAUGAUGUCACACUAUCAGCAUAUUAUGAGUAUUUCCGUCUAUUGUUAUUUGCUCCACAUUGCCAUCAUGUGGCUGGAACGAUAUCCGCCACGCGACAAGCCGGCUAAAUGCGUCAUGGCCAUGAUCAACUGGACACCACUGCGUUUUAUUCUGGGACUUCGAUUUUCCGAUGCAACGGAGUAUUGCGAAAUUCAGGAACAGCCCUGGCGCCAACUUUCCAAGAUGUUGAACAAUGGAAGCUUUAUUGUGAUUAAUAUAUUCUUUAUUGUUCUUAGUGUUUUAGAGCUGUAAAACAUUUAAAGCUUUAUAUAGCUAACCUUUAUCCUCUAUCCACUACAGAGUUAAUGUAUAAAAGUUUGUGACAAUUAAACAGACACUAAACGUUUUAAUAAUAU
Molecule: messenger RNA, 1841 nt
Organism: Drosophila innubila
Lineage: Eukaryota; Metazoa; Arthropoda; Insecta; Diptera; Drosophilidae
Gene: NtR
Product: neuronal acetylcholine receptor subunit beta-4
Exons: 8
Coding region: 1-1737 (578 amino acids)
Biological process (GO): signal transduction; chemical synaptic transmission; regulation of membrane potential
Cellular component (GO): synapse; membrane; neuron projection
Molecular function (GO): transmembrane signaling receptor activity; neurotransmitter receptor activity; extracellular ligand-gated monoatomic ion channel activity
Source: RefSeq, a predicted model, not a curated record